CCACGCGUGCCUCUCUCCGCUGCUGUCGAGCCGCCGAUGCUCAGCCUGACAACACCCACCCAGCGAUGGCUCCUCGCCUCUCGCCACGGUUCUGACCCGUUACCGAGCGGCCCCCGGGGGACGGGGGAGCGAAACAUGGCCGGCCGUGAGACACUUUACGCGGGGUGGGAGAAGCCCCGGAGAGCCACGCUGCCGAGCGGCUGAAUUCCACACAACACGAGACCGAAUUGUUCAUCUUCAAAGACUUCGUCAUCCCGUCGGUACUGUUCGUACUGGAACCCACGAGAGAUGAUCACGGAGCUGCUCUGCACCGCCGUGGCCGUGGGGGUGUACGUGAACACGCUGGAUGCCGACUUCUGCUACGACGACAGCCGAGCCAUCAAGACCAACCAGGACCUUCUCCCAGAGACCCCAUGGACCAACAUCCUGUACGACGACUUCUGGGGUACCCUGCUCACCCACAGCGGCAGCCACAAGUCCUUCCGCCCGCUCUGCACCCUCUCAUUCCGCCUCAACUACGCCCUCCAUGGCCUACAUCCCCGAGGUUACCACCUCCUCAACGUGGCGCUGCACGGUUUGGUCACAAGCGCAUUCACCGCCUUCAGUCGCCCCCUGCUGGGUGGAGGACUGUGGAGUCUGCUGGCCGGGCUCCUGUUCGCCACUCACCCGGUGCACACGGAGGCGGUGGCCGGCGUGGUGGGGAGGGCCGACGUGGGCGCCGCCUUGUUUUUCUUGCUGUCUAUUCUCUGCUACGCGAGGCACUGCGGGCUGCGGGCGACGCUCCAGACCCGACUAGGCUGCCGGGUGUGGAUGCUGGGAAGCCUGUGGGGGGCGACGGCGAGCAUGCUUUGGAAGGAGCAAGGGGUGACGGUGCUGGCCGUGUCGGCCGUCUACGACCUCUUCGUCUUCCACAGGCUCACGUUUCGUCAAGCGCUCCUGCUCCCGCUUGGAAAGAAGAGGAACCCGAAGCUUCUUCAGAGUUUGUGCAUUUUGGCAAGCUGGGGCGUCAUCCUGCUCUCUGCCCGUAUAUACUGGAUGGGCAACAAGCCUCCCAACUUCUCCAACUCGGACAACCCUGCUGCCGACUCCCCGCAUCUCCUCACUCGGGCGUUGACCUUCCUCCACCUGCCGGCUGCCAACGCCUGGCUGCUCCUCUGCCCGGAUAAGCUCAGUUUCGACUGGUCCAUGGACGCCGUGCCUUUAGUGAGGUCCUUGGUGGACUGGAGGAACCUUCACACGCUCAGCUUUUACGGUGCGUUCCUUCUCCUGGCUUGGUUCGCCUUCCACGGCCCUACCUCUAAAGGAAAGGAUGGGGAAUAUGUCGCCAACGGGAACGGCCACCACGCCCCUGACACGAACCACAACACUGACUUUUGUCCACCGAAGACGACUCUUAAUGGCUCAGGUGGACUUCACAUUGAUCCACCUCGGAUGUCCCUUCCUCCAACAGAAAAUCUUGUGAUCUUCUCACUGGCCUUAGUAUCGCUACCUUUUAUUCCAGCGUCCAAUUUGUUCUUUUACGUGGGUUUUGUCAUUGCAGAGAGGGUUCUGUACAUUCCCAGUGUCGGCUUCUGUUUACUGGUGGCAACCGGUGCAAGAACUUUGUACGUUAGACUCAAGAGAAGAGGCCACAAGGCCUUGUUGUUGGGUUUUUGUUUGGGGCUGGUGCUCCUGAACGGGCUGAGAACCAUUGAAAGGAACAAGGAUUGGAGCAACGAGGAGAAGCUCUACAGGUCUGGAAUUAGUGUCAACCCUGCAAAAGCUUGGGGCAACUUGGGUAACGUGCUGAAGAGCCAAGGCAAGAUGGCAGAGGCCGAGAAAGCCUACAGAAACGCCCUACACUACAGGAGCAACAUGGCCGACAUGCUAUACAACCUGGGAUUGCUGCUGCAGGAGAACGAGAGAUUUUCCUUGGCACUUCACUAUUACAAAAAGGCUAUCGGGAGUCGGCCCACGCUGGCGUCGGCGUACCUGAACACGGGCAUCAUCUUGAUGAACCGGGGCAGCCUGGAGGAGGCCAAACGGACUUUCGUGACGUGUGCCAACAUUCCUGACGAGAACCUGAAGGACCCUCACACCCACAAGAGCUCGGUCACCAGCUGCCUGUACAACCUGGGGAAGAUGCUGCACGAGCAGGGCCAGCAGGAGGAGGCCAUUUCUGUUUACAAGGAGGCGGUGCGGAGGAUGCCCAGACAGUUUGCACCACACAGCCUCUUCAACAUGAUGGGAGAAGCCUACAUGAGGCUUAACAAGCUGGAGGAGGCAGGCCACUGGUACAAGGAGUCCCUCAGGGCCAAACCGGACCACAUCCCGGCCCACCUCACUUAUGGCAAGCUUCUGUCCAUCAUGGGUCGAACCACAGAGGCAGGAAAAUACUACCUGAGAGCCAUCGAGCUUGACCCCAUGAGAGGAAACUGCUACAUGCACUACGGGCAGUUCCUGCUGGAGCACUCGCGACUCCCCGAGGCGGCGGAGAUGGCGGAGAGAGCGGCCGAGUUGGACAGCUCAGAGUUUGACGUCGUCUUCAGUGCAGCACACAUGCUCAGACAGGCCAGCCUGAACGAGGCGGCGGAGCGGCUGUACCAGCGAGCGGCCGGCCUCAGACCAGACUACCCGGGUGCCCUCAUGAACCUCGGCGCCAUCCUGCACCUGAACGGAAAACUGUCAGAAGCUGAGAGCAACUACCUGAGAGCCUUGGAGCUCAAACCUGACGACGCCAUCACCCGCUCUAACCUACGCAAGCUGUGGAACAUCAUGGAGAGGCAAGGCCUGGUCACCAGGAAGACGGAAGAACUUCCGUGACAACCUUUUUUAGUACUGCAAAGGACGUUUGUGGUCUGCCACAGCGUGACUCGGCAGACGACUCAAACCAACGUUGCUCGUUUUGUGAAGUCGUGAAAUCCACUGAAUUUUUUAAAAUGUAUUUAAUGGCGGACCUCAAUGAGGCGUUGAAAUGAAGAAAGUGACUCUCUUGAAAACAACCCUGAAUGCCCGGUAAUUGUGAUGUUUGAUAUGUUACUGAGGUACAGUACACAUAAAAACAACACAGUUUGUGCAUUUGGACUACUUGUGACUGUAAAAAAAACAAAAAAAAAAAAACAGAUCAUGGUGCCAAAGUUUGAACGCCUUUUGUGCCCGCUAAGAAUUCAGAAUUAGCUUUUUUGCAGAUGUAAUCACACCCACUUAUCUUUGUCCAGGUACAGCUGCAUUCCAAAGUGGGUUAAAGUCAUUUUCCACUUGAUUAAUCUUGACACAAAAUUUCCCGCAAUGACAAAGUAGUUAGUGAAUUAGUGAAUUAUAUUUAUAUAGCGCUUUUUCUCAAGUGACUCAAAGCGCUUUUACAUAGUGACACCCAAUAUCUAAGUUACAUUUAAACCAGUGUGGGUGGCACUGGGAGCAGGUGGGUAAAGUGUCUUGCCCAAGGACACAACGGCAGUAACUAGGAUGGUACACGCGGGAAUCGAACCUGCAACUCUCAAGUUGCUGGCACGGCCACUCUACCAACCGAGCUAUGCCGCCCAAAAACCUCUAGUUCAAUUGUUUUUCAAUGGUUUGCAAAUUCUUUAACAAUGAACAACUGAAAUAUUAAACAUGCGUGUACAGUAGCACAAAACUGUUACUUUAGAAUCCAGUUGCAUUAAAAAACGGAUUCAAAUUUUCCGACUGCAGAAUACACACAAAAUAUUGCACAAUAACAAAUUGACAAAAAUGUUUGCAAAUUUCUUCAAAAUUAAAAACUUAAAAAUUGAAUAUGCAUACAAUAUCACAGACUACUUUAGGUUCCUAAAUGUAUUCGAUUGGCUCAAAAUGGAAUUAUAAAGUCGAGUAAAUAUUAGGGGUGUAAUGGUACAUGUGUUUGUAUUGAACCGUUUCGGUUCGGUUCGGUUUGGAGGUGUACCGACCGACACGGACAUAGUAAGUAGCGCACCGCACGUUUUGUAAACAACGCACACCGAGGCACCAUGAAUUGAUUUACCUAGACCCCGACUUAAAACAAGUUGAAACACUUAUUCGGGUGUUACCAUUUAGUGGUGAAUUGUACGGACUAUGUACUGUACUUUGCAAUCUACUAAUAAAAGUUUCAAUCAAUAAAUCAAAAAAAAAAUACCAACAACAUACGGCAUGCUAGCAGCGGCAGAGCUACGAUAGACUGACCACACCUCCUCUUUUCACCAGACAAGUCCUCAUUUGCAGGGCUGUCCGGGUGGAGUUUCUUAAAUGCCUCAAAUGUCCGGCAUUUUAAGUUAGGGUUGAGUGUAUUUUCAAUGUACGUUCAGGGUUAAGAAGGGGUUAAAAACAAAACAAAAAGUAGCGCCGCAGCAACAUUCGUGAGGGAGGGGGAGAGACAGAGAGAGCGAGAGAGUUAUGAUAAACGCGCAUGCGUCGCCAGGCUCUGCUUUUUACCCAUAGAUUUAUCAGAUUUUAUUUUUUAUUAUCUAUAGCAUUGGUGUCAAAAGUGGGCCCCGGAGGCCAUUUGCGGCUCAAGCCAAUGUUUUAAAGGCCCACGGCACAUACUAUAUUAAAAUAAACCAAAACAUAAACAAAAGUGAAAUAAAAAAGCUUAAAGGCUAAAUAUAAUUUAGAAAAACUUGCAACGUUGACUAACAAAAUAAAGCUGUUUAUUUUACUUUCAAACUGUCAUUGCUCAAAACAUAAUAUUGAAUCAAGAUCAAUGUUGUUAUGAAUUGUUGACCUAUCCAAGUUUCCCAUUACUUCACAUCAAAUAUUCCACUAAGAAAAAUAUUUUUGGUGGAAGAUUUACCAAUUUUUUAAAAUAAAUAAUCCAAAAAUGUAUAUUUAGUUUUUUUCUUACUGUACCGAAAAUUAACCGAAUCGUGACCUCUGAACCGAGGUACGUACCGAACCGAACUUUUUGUGUACCGUUACACCCCCUAGUAAAUAUAAUUGAAUUGUUUGUAAGUGUGUUAAAAACAAACCUUGUUCAUGUUUAAUAUCAACCAUUAUCACACUCUUAACUCUCAAGUUUCAGUUGUGUGUUUCAAAAUGCAUUGAAUACAUUUUUCAAACAAUUCUGCACAAUAUAUCACAAAAGUGGCAUGUUUACAAAAAUCACUAUUACUGUAGCUUCAACUAUUUUUUUUUUUUUGGACUGAAUUUGCAAAUAAUUACAGAAAAAACAAAACAUUUCACACUUUGUCAUUAUGGGUUAUUUUUAGUAGAGUUUUCAGCAGGAGUUAUUGAUUAAAAUAUUUUGGAAAAUAGCUGUAAGGUAAUAAUAACAACUGUGGUAAAAGUGAGAGGGAAGUGACUUAUGGAAGGCACUAGAUGUUUCUCGUCAUGGAUGUGAUCACAUGUUAAAACUUAAUUUAUUAAUUAAUGCUGUUUUUGUGGACUUGUAAAAACCGUCAUCACUUUGGCAGUUGUUAUAGAAACAAGCCAAACUUUUCCAUUUUUAUGGUAAAUGAGGUCAUGCACAGAGCCGUGCAUAAAGAGUAUGGCCAACUCGGUUUCAGGCGAUCUCUUCAUAGAUAUGAUUGCCGCAUCUUAAAAAUGAGUGUUUUUUUUACCUGAAAAUGAAUAAAGUAAUAUAAUGUAUAUAUUUUGUGUAUCUUUGGAAGGGUUACAAUAGACACCGACCUCUAUUUAAUAAUACAACUCUAACAUUUGACAACCAAACAAUUAAACAAGGCGACACGGUAAAAAAUCUGGGUGUUAUCUUCGACCCAACUCUCUCCUUUGAGUCACACAUUAAAAGCGUUACUAAAACGGCCUUCUUUCAUCUCCGUAAUAUCGCUAAAAUUCGCUCCAUUCUGUCCACUAAAGACGCCGAGAUCAUUAUCCAUGCGUUUGUUACGCCUCGUCUCGACUACUGUAACGUAUUAUUUUCGGGUCUCCCCAUGUCUAGCAUUAAAAGAUUACAGUUGGUACAAAAUGCGGCUGCUAGACUUUUGACAAGAACAAGAAAGUUUGAUCACAUUACGCCUGUACUGGCUCACCUGCACUGGCUUCCUGUGCACUUAAGAUGUGACUUUAAGGUUUUACUACUUACGUAUAAAAUACUACACGGUCUAGCUCCAUCCUAU
This is a messenger RNA of Nerophis ophidion (straightnose pipefish), 6044 nucleotides long. RefSeq names its product transmembrane O-mannosyltransferase targeting cadherins 2a (gene tmtc2a). The transcript is spliced from 12 exons. Bases 289 to 2802 code for a protein of 837 amino acids. NCBI's taxonomy places the organism in Eukaryota, Metazoa, Chordata, Actinopteri, Syngnathiformes, Syngnathidae. Gene Ontology annotation, molecular function: protein binding; mannosyltransferase activity. Gene Ontology annotation, biological process: protein O-linked glycosylation via mannose. Gene Ontology annotation, cellular component: endoplasmic reticulum membrane. The record is from RefSeq and is a predicted model, not a curated record.